GUGAGGCAGUGCGGGGCGGAACCGCGUGACUCCCCGCGCGGGCUGGCGGGAAGAGGCUCGUCCUCCCCUCAGGAUGGCGGCGGUCCUGCGGGCGGCUGGCCGGCGCCGGGGCCUCGGCGCUCCGGCGCGCAGGGCGUUUUGGGGCGGCCUGAGCAGGAAGGAGGAAAAAGAAGGAGAAGCAGACAAAAUAGUUCAUGAAGAGAAAAGUGAACCCAGCCUGAUCUGUCCUCCACCACGCAGCAGAAGCUAUCUUCCUCCAGAGGAUGUACAGAGCUGCCUUGAGUCUCACGUCAAGGAGAUUUUUGGACCCUCACUUCCUGAUAAUUGGCAGCAGACACCCCUCAAAGAAAACAGGUUAAAGUAUCGCCUCCUGGCUCAGCUGGCAGCAGAACUUGGUCACACUGUCCCCAACUCUCAGCUCCACCUGAUGUGCAGUGCUGAGGAUGUCUUGAAUUUCUACAGCACUCCUGUGAAGGAUGCUUCCAAGUUUGAUGAACUGUGUGCUGCAGAGCUACCCCCAAACCUGAAGAUUACCUGGGAGCAGUGAGUCGCACCAUGAAGCAUCACUUUGCUUUGCUUGUGUUCCUAAGGCAGGGCUGCAGAGCAGAAGCAGAGCCCUUUUAUUGUGGUAGCAACCAAAUAUAUGAAUAUCACUAAUAAAAGUUCAUUUAGUUA
Molecule: messenger RNA, 675 nt
Organism: Aquila chrysaetos chrysaetos
Lineage: Eukaryota; Metazoa; Chordata; Aves; Accipitriformes; Accipitridae
Gene: MRPL50
Product: mitochondrial ribosomal protein L50
Exons: 2
Coding region: 74-547 (157 amino acids)
Cellular component (GO): mitochondrial large ribosomal subunit; mitochondrion
Source: RefSeq, a predicted model, not a curated record